Acaulospora colombiana is the source of this 783-nucleotide messenger RNA. Lineage: Eukaryota; Fungi; Glomeromycota; Glomeromycetes; Diversisporales; Acaulosporaceae. The record is from the annotation of a GenBank genome assembly.
AAAGGUCCUCUACUAACUUUAUCCUGGGACGAAGCCCAUGUACUUACCGAAAAACAAUUCAAAGACCCCAAACGAUCCUCGAAGUGGACCCAAUUCAAUGAAUUUCGUCGAAUAGACCAAGUCUCUCCUCACUCGAGAUACGACCCAUCUCAGAGAAUUGAAGGCGGAGCACUCCAACUCCCAGAUCCCUUUAUUAACCUUGGAUUCGACCAGUUUGCAAGAGAUAAAGUGGAUCCGAUAAUAGGUUUCAACCUUUCGGAUGCCGUAAAGACCGAAUGGAUGGUGCAAUUCGGCCGACCUCUCGACGACAUGCGGAAGCGCAUAGUUGACUUUGCCCAGGAAAAGCUACUCUGCAGUGAGAUCCCUAAGGCCCAUUAUCUCCCAACUCGAGAGGAGAUAUUAGCGAUUAUGGGCCUUCGAUUGGGCCUUACACUAGAUGCGCACAACAGGUCUGAGGCAGAUGUUGCCAAACAACUUGUAGAACGUCAUCUGCGCGUGGUCAUGCAGAUGACCACGAACUCAAGUACAAUCAGGACAAUUGCACCAUCUGAGCCUAUACUUGCAGAAGCAUCAUUUAGAUUGAUGAGGUCCUUGAAAACGCUCAAGUGCCACCCAGCACAAGCUCUGCACCAGGUCAUUGGAGACUCACUCCAUGCAAAAGGGGAGAGGGGAGAGAUUAUUGCUACUCUUUUGCUCUUAUUGGCGAGAGAUGCGGUGGCAGAAAGGAAAGAUUCAGCCAGGAUUUUGGUGACAGACUUCUUGGUUGAGUUGUUGGGUAACCAG